AUGUCUGCUAACGAAUUUUACUCUUCGGGCCAGCAAGGCCAGAGAUCCGACAACAACUACCAGUCGACUCAGAACAGUCAACAAGAACACGAAGGCGGUGACAGGGGCCUUUUGGCUACCAUUGGUGGUGCUGCCGCUGGAGGAUACGGUGGUGGCAAGAUUGCGGGGCACCACUCGACUUUGGGCAAGAUUGGCGGUGCCAUAGUCGGUGCCAUUGGUGCCAACAAGCUUGAGGACAAGUGGGAAGAGAGAAAGGAAGAGAAGAAGCAUGAACAGAAUCACGGUGGAGGACAUGGGGGCUACGGAAGAAACGACAACUAUGGUCCUCCAGGUGGCCGUAAUGAUUAUGGCCGCAAUGACUAUGGCCGUAACGACUAUGGCCGCAAUGAAUAUGGCCGCAACGACUUUGGCGGACCUGGCGGCCCAGGAGGUCCCCAGCACGGUCGUCGUGAUGACUAUGGAGGCCGUGAUAACUACGGCGGACGUGACAAUUACGGUGGACGUGACAACUAUGGCGGUCGUGACAACUACAACCAAGGAGGCAGAUGGUGA
Molecule: messenger RNA, 552 nt
Organism: Candidozyma auris
Lineage: Eukaryota; Fungi; Ascomycota; Pichiomycetes; Serinales; Metschnikowiaceae
Gene: RCT1
Product: Rct1p
Exons: 1
Coding region: 1-552 (183 amino acids)
Cellular component (GO): outer membrane
Source: RefSeq, a predicted model, not a curated record